This is a messenger RNA of Cercopithifilaria johnstoni, 267 nucleotides long. Lineage: Eukaryota; Metazoa; Nematoda; Chromadorea; Rhabditida; Onchocercidae. The record is from the annotation of a GenBank genome assembly.
AUGUCAGAGUUAAUGUGUUAUGAUGGUGGUGGUUAUGGUGGUGGUGGUUAUGGUGGUUGUGGUGGUGAUGGUUGUGGUGGUGAUGGUUGUGGUGGUGAUGGUUGUGGUAGUGGUAGUUGUGGUGGUGGUGGUUGUGGUGGUCGUGGUGGUGGUGGUUGUGGUGGUCGUGGUGGUGAUGGUGGUGGUGGUAAUGAUAAUGAUAAUGAUAAUGAUGAUGAUGAUAUUGAUGUGUGUGGUAUGGAAGUGGUGCUGAUGGAGUUCGGUUGA